Culex quinquefasciatus (southern house mosquito) is the source of this 1876-nucleotide messenger RNA. RefSeq lists its product as uncharacterized. The record is from RefSeq and is a predicted model, not a curated record. NCBI's taxonomy places the organism in Eukaryota, Metazoa, Arthropoda, Insecta, Diptera, Culicidae. The transcript has 4 exons. The coding region runs from base 92 to 1876 and encodes 594 amino acids.
GUUCCAAAAGUCGGCAAUAAAUCGAUUCCGUUUUUCUUCCGGUCUUCAACGAACGAUAUUGCAGUCCGAAAUUUGCGGACUUUUGAAAGAAAUGAACAUCUCCACGAAAACCGGUCUGAUCGCGAGCCCUCGGAAGCACAUCGUCCGGCCGCGGAAGGAGUUCGACCCGGCCGUCCUGGCGCCAUGUGCGAUCACCCGCCAGGUCCCCUUAGCGCUGCGGCCAUUCGGGGGCCUCUACAACCCGUACUCCAAGGGAUGUUCCGUUCUGUGCAACCAUCCGGCCGCCCAGGAGUUGAAAAACGUCGUCCGGUUAGCUAAGGACGCCUGGAUUACCGAUGCCCGGACCGUCCACAGCGAGAAGCUGCUGAUGGGCGGCCAAGGCCACGGUUCGGGAAAGCAACCCGAUGGCAGCAAGCGGAUGAUGUCCAAGGAUUCGGAUCUGCCGGAUCACGUGCCGGAGGAGUUCUUCCGGCGCUACACGGACACCGACUCGCGGCCACUGACACCAACACCGACCGUAGCUAGCGGACGAACCCGGGCGAGCGUCGUCGGUGGGUCCCAUCUGACCCGGCGCUGUGUCACGCCGGAACCGCAAACGCAGAACCUGCAAGAACGGAAGCAACUGAUCCUGGACCUACGGCGAAGUCACAGCCAGGAAACUUUGUACUGGAACGCGUCGUCCGAGCUGUCCCCAAGCCAGCUGCAGGAUCCCUCGUGGAUGCAGCACCACAGCCAGAUACCGGAAACGGUGGACGAGCGUGUCCUCGGGGGAGACGGCGCCGAAUCGGACAAGGAGGACCGCCAAGGCAAACCAACCCCGAUGACCUGUAUCAACGCGAUGGAGGACGGUGAGGAGGAUCCCCCAAGGCGACGCGGCAAACGACGCAAAAAGUCCAAACAGCUGCCCCAGACGAUCAGCUUCACGCCCAACCAGGACCCGGAGACCGCGGUGGCCACCAUCGAUCCGGACUCGCCCAACUACUCGGCCCGUCCGUCGCUGGUGCCAACCGGUCGCAGUCUGCUCAGUUCCGGGGCCGAGUCGCCUCCGAGGGCCAGCGUCGAGGAACAGAUCGAGUACAUCGAGUGCUUCCUGGACGACGAAGCGCUGUGUCUGCUCCGCCGUGGACUCAACAUCGACAUCGUCGAGUCCGUCUUUGAGCGUUACAAAGCACGAGCCAUGCGAGAAGCGUUCCGAACGGCAACCACCGACAAGCUGGACUUCCAGUCGCGAGCCGUCAAGCAGCUGGAGGAGACGCUGGACAUCCACGACAUCGACCACGAGAAGUGGAUCAACCUGCCGCGCAAGUACUCGCGAUCGUCGGCCCGCUUCGAACUCCCGAUGGACACGCGAACCCUUUCCACAAUGACCCCGAUCGAGUACCUGAAGCGGCACGUCGUCCUCUGUGACGAUCGCAAGAAGCUGUUCCAUCGGAUCUUCUGCCGGAACCUGCCCUCCGACGACGGCAAACCAAACCAAGAGUUCAACGAGAACGACUCCAUCCCGGAGACGGAAACGCCCGUCCAGCUGGAAACGUUCAAGAACCUGCUGGCGGACGUGACGCGCCUCAUCCCGAUGGCCAACUUUGACAAGGCGAUGCACGAGGCGCUCGGCUUCCACGGCACGCCCGAGAAAAUCUUCGAGAUUCGCGAGCUGCUGGAGCUGAACUACGAGUACUACCAGGAGAUUCCGAUCGACUUCCGGUCCUGGUGUGGGAUUGUGGCGUUUGCGGAGCGGUUUAUCAUUACGCAGGAUCGCGAGCUGGACCCGUGCAAUGAGCUGGAGAUGGUGGACUUUGAGUCGCUGGAGCGACGAAUUCGUUCCGCCAAACCGUCGGAGAAUCUUUGCAAAGUGCUGCAUAUUAUUAAAAGUAAUUGA